UCCAGUUCCUUCCUGCAUCCUGAUCCCACGUGCCAGGGAGAUGGAGCCACGCUUGCUGAUGUUGGGGUUUCUCUCAUUCACCAUAGUACCCGGUUGUUGGGCAGAGCUGUGUCUGUCUGACCCCCCGGAGGUCCCCAAUGCCACGUUCAAAGCCCUCUCCUACAAGAACGGCACCAUCCUAAACUGUGAAUGCAAGCGAGGUUUCCGGAGAUUGAAUGAGCUGGUCUAUAUGGCUUGUCUAGGAAACUCCUGGAGCAACAACUGUCAGUGCACAAGCAACUCCCAUGACAACUCAAGAGAGCAAGUUACACCUCAACCUGAAGAACAGAAAGAGCAACAGACCACGGACAGGCAGAAAUCAACACAGUCCGUGCACCAGGAGAACCUUGCAGGUCACUGCAGGGAGCCCCCUCCUUGGAGACAUGAAGACACCAAGAGAAUCUACCACUUCGUGGAAGGACAGAUAGUCCUCUACACGUGUAUUCAAGGAUACAAGGCUCUACAGAGAGGUCCUGCUAUCAGCAUCUGCAAGACAGUGUGUGGGGAGAUAAGGUGGACGCAUCCCCAGCUCACGUGUGUAGAUGAAAAAGAACACCAUCAAUUUCUGGCUAGUGAAGAAUCUCAAGGAAGCAGAAAUUCUUUCCCAGAGAGUGAGGCUUCCUGUCCCACCCCCAACACAGGCUUCUCACAACUCACAGAAGCGACUACAACUAUGGAGACAUUCGUGUUCACAAAGGAGUAUCAGGUAGCAGUGGCCAGCUGCAUCUUCCUGCUCCUCAGCAUCCUCCUCCUGAGUGGGUUCACCUGGCAACAUAGAUGGAGGAAGAGCAGGAGAACCAUCUAGCAAGCUAGAACAGUCGGAGCCCAAGGGAAGAUGAUGGGACUCGUGAAGCUCAAGAGACACCUGAGGGGUCAAACGUGCACUCGACAGGUGCCUGUCUCCUUUUGAUCCCUCGGGUCCUGGAAAGUUAUGACGUCCCGGGACACAACGGCACAUCGGGAAAUAGCAACUUCAUCACUAAACUGAACUUUACCAUUGAAGAAUAGGAUCUGACCAUUUCAGUGCAGCAGUUCUAAAGCUUUAACGAAUGGGAGGGAGGGCCCAACGGUGCCCUGUGUGUUUUGUUUUGUGUACAUGUGUUGAUGGGAGCUGAGAUGGUGUGGUCACUUUUCGUGGGACACACAAUAUAGAAAAGUUGCUUUAGGUUGACUUCUUUUGGAGAGCCCAGCACUAAUGUAAAUACUCCCUCCUCGUCUUCCUCCUCUUCCUCCUUCUCUUCCUCCUUCCUCCUCCCCUGGGUCCACCCACCUCCACCCAUCCACUUUCCUUCUUCCUUUCUGCUCUCACGGUCAUCCUAGGCACAUGCAUGGCUGGCUCCUUUCUCAACCUCUGUUUGCCUAACUGGUUCUUGUGAUUUCAUCACUUACUGAUCAGUUUUUUAAAACUCUGGGCUGACAAUGAGGACUCUAUGUUCUUAGAAGGAAACCCCCUUUCCACCGAAGCUUCGAUUUCGACGUUCUGAAGAACAGACACGGUGGCAGAACCACUUAGGGAUCACAUCAAGACAAAGUGGGGAAGCUGUGGGAUCUGUGGGGCUUCAAUAUUCAGAAGCCCGUGUCUAGGGUCAGUGCCUGGAGCGGAAGGCUAAACGAAGUCCCAGGACAUGAACUCUGUGAAUCAGGUGCUUUACUGGUAGGCCACGCUAAGAGCUGGUUUCUUUGGAACUGCUGUCCACUGUACUCUCAGGUUGGCCUACACUAAUCUGAUGCUUGCAGGUGAACACAGGAGGUGCGGGUAUGGACUUGGUACGUACGCAUCAUGAAAACACUGAAAAGAAACUAAUGCUUUCAAGUUUAUGGAAGGGAGGAAGAAAGAAGCAAACAGAGAAGGUGAUUAUACAGAAGAUUAACUAUGGACUGGAUAUCCCAGGCAUCCUCAGAUAAUGUCCCCCCCAAUCCAGGUCACCAGGAAGCCUUGU
Messenger RNA from Rattus rattus (black rat), 1979 nucleotides. RefSeq names its product interleukin 2 receptor subunit alpha (gene Il2ra). Gene Ontology annotation, biological process: inflammatory response. The transcript is spliced from 8 exons. The coding region runs from base 41 to 844 and encodes 267 amino acids. Gene Ontology annotation, molecular function: interleukin-2 receptor activity; interleukin-2 binding. The record is from RefSeq and is a predicted model, not a curated record. Lineage: Eukaryota; Metazoa; Chordata; Mammalia; Rodentia; Muridae.